This is a messenger RNA of Acanthosepion pharaonis, 2049 nucleotides long. The record is from the annotation of a GenBank genome assembly. Lineage: Eukaryota; Metazoa; Mollusca; Cephalopoda; Sepiida; Sepiidae.
AUGAUUUUUCUUCAUGUUAAACCAAAUGUAUGUCAUGUGUCAACAGGUUUUCGCGAUCAAUCCGUCUUCGUCUUUGUCAUCGCUUUUUAUUUCACCAAUAUCUAUCUAUCUAUCUAUCUAUCUAUCUAUCUAUCUCUAUCUAUCUAUCUAUCUAUCAUUCAUUAUUUCAUAUCUAUCUAUCUAUCUAUCUAUCUAUCUAUCUAUCUAUCUAUCUAUCUAUCUAUCUAUCUCAUUAUGUUCAUAUCUAUCUAUCUAUCUAUCUAUCUAUCUCAUUAUAUUCAUAUCUAUCUAUCUAUCUAUCUAUCUAUCUAUCUUCAUAUAUAUCUCGUCAUGUUCAAAAUCGUCCUGAAGCGGCUCAAACGUAUUGCUGCAAGGAACGUCUUUACAACCGUUCCAUUGGAACUGGACGGUGGUGAACAGACGAACCCUCAUCUAUCAAUCUAUCUCCGUUUAUUCCUAUCUAUCUAUCUAUCUAUCUAUCUAUCUAUCUAUCUAUCUAUCUAUCUAUCUAUCUUUUGGUUACCUCUUCAUUUGUUUCUUUUCUUUUUUUUUUUGCUUUAUUUCUUUUUCUUUUUUUUUCUUUCUUUCUUUUUUUCUUUUCUUUUUUCUUUUCUAAUUUUUCUUUUUUUUUUUUCUUUCUUUGUUUCUUUUGUUUCUUUCUUUCUUUUUUCUUUCUUUUCUGCUACAAUUUUUUUUUUUUUUUUUCUUUCUUUUCUUUUCUUCUUUCUUUUCUGCUUUGUGAUUCUUUUUUUUUUUCUUUUCUUUUCUUUUUUCAUUUUUUCUUUUCUUUUCUUUCUUUCUUUUCUUUUUUCUUUCUUUGUUUUUUCUUUUUUCUUUCAUUCUUUCUUUUUUCUUUUCUGCAUUUUUCUUUUUUUUCUUUCUUUCUUUUGCAUUUCUUUUCUUUUCAUUCUUUCUUUCUUUCAUUCUUUACUAUGUUUUCUUUCUUUUUUUUUCUUUCUUUCUUUCUUUCUUUUUUUCUUUUCUUUCUUUCUUUUCUUUUCCCUUUCUUUCUUCUUCCUUUCUUUUUUCGACUGUCUUUCUUUUCUUUUUCCUUUUCUUUCUUUUCUUUACUGCUGCACUUUCCAAGACAGUCUUUUCAUUUUUCUUUCUUUCUUUCUUUCUUUCUUUCUUUCUUUCUUUCUUUCAUUUUUUUCUUUCUUUCUUUUCUGCUGCAAUUCUUUCUUUUUUCUUUCUUUCUUUCUUUACUACUGCACUUAUUUCUUUUUCCUCCUUUCUUUCUUUCAUUCUUUCUUUCUUUCUUUACUAGUGUACUUAUUUCUUUUUCUUUCUUUCUUUCUUUUCCAUUUCUUUCUUCUCUUUCCUGCAGUCUUUCAUUCUUUCUUUCUUUCUUUCUUUUCUACUGUACUUCUUUCUUUCUUUCUUUCUACUGCACAUAUUUAUUUUUCUUUCUUUCUUUUUUUCUUUCAUUCUUACUUUCUUUUCUGCUGUAAUUCUUUCUUUUUUCUUUCUUUCUUUCAUUCUUUCUUUCUUUUUUUCUUUCUUUUUUACUGUACUUCUUUCUUUUUUUCUUUCUUUACUACUACACUUAUUUCUUUUUCUUUCUUUCUUUUUUCUUUCAUUCUUUCUUUCUUUACUACUGCAAUUAUUUCUUUUUCUUUCUUUCUUUCAUUCUUUACUAGUGUACAUAUUUCUUUCUGUCUUUCUUUCUUUCUUUCUUUCUUUUCCUUUCCCUUUUUUUUCUCUUUCCUACUUUCCUACAUUCUUUCUAUCUUUCUGCCUUCUCUUUCCUUCUUUUCUACUUUACUUGUUUUUUCUUUCUUUCUCUCUUUCUUCCUUUCUCUCUUUCUUUCUUUCUUUUCUCUUUCAUUUCUUCUUUUUCCUUGCACUUACAUCCACACUUUUCCUCACAUCCUCCCUCGCAAUCGUUCGCUUAAAGAACCAAGCAAUCGAUGGAUCAGAAAACUUAAUUCCCCAAGUCCUCUCCUUUUCCUUAAAAUUAAACCCUACUCCCUCGCUCGCGUGCGUGUACACUUGCACCUCCCUCUCUCCCUCUUUUCUUUUGUAUACACAUACGCACAUUCACUAUGA